Messenger RNA from Suillus fuscotomentosus, 964 nucleotides. Its product is annotated as plant basic secretory protein. Lineage: Eukaryota; Fungi; Basidiomycota; Agaricomycetes; Boletales; Suillaceae. The coding region runs from base 150 to 812 and encodes 220 amino acids. The transcript is spliced from 3 exons. The record is from RefSeq and is a predicted model, not a curated record.
ACGGAUGCUCCCGAAUCCGGUAGCACUUCCUGUUGCUCCUAGUAAGUACCCUGAGACAACGAAUCUCAUAAUAGCCCUAUGAUAUAAAGGAAGCUGUUCAAAUCUGGCGCCUUCAUUUGCUUGUCUGCUUGCGAUACUACCAUUUACCCAUGCCUCCCCAUGAUCUUCCGCCCCCGCCACCUUGGAUAAUCCCCAAUUUCGUGUUGAGGGUGGAAGACUUAUCACAUCCUGGGGCAUCCGUCUUCUUCGAUUGCGUCAAGCCCAAGGAAGCACUCAAGCUCGCAGUUGAAGCAUCUUAUACCUGGCUGUAUACCCCGCUCACGGCUCCAACACACGUCAAGACAAUCACACUCGUUCUCAGACCAUUCGAUGGCGUAGCGUACACUUGCGGCACGCAUGAGAUGAAAGAGAUUAAUUUCUCCCUAGAUUGGAUCAAAUCAUCAGAGGCUCGGGCACGAGAUGAAAUACUAGGCGUGCUGGUUCACGAGGUCGUGCAUUGCUAUCAGUACAAUGGAAACGAUACAUGUCCGGGGGGUCUUAUCGAGGGUGUUGCAGAUUUCGUGAGGCUACAUGCUGGUCUUGCACCACCACACUGGAGGCGUAGAGCUGAGGAGAAGUGGGACGCAGGGUACGAUGCUACGGCGUACUUCCUCGACUGGAUUGAGGAGCGUUGUGGCGAGGGGACUAUCCGAAAACUUAAUGGAUCCAUGAAGGAUUCGAUAUACAAAGUGGAACUCUUUGAGAAGGUGACCGGAGAGAGCGUGAGUUCCCUGUAUGCACUGUAUUGUGAACACGUGAAAGAGACGGGGUAAGGUAUCUCAUGCAUGAACCUUGAUAUAUAAUAUGAUACUAGUAGAAAUAUUUCCGUAGAAGCUACGGAGAAGUCGUAGUGAUAGAUUUUUACAUAUAAUGAAGUGCACUAUAUGAUUUGUUGUACAGGAACCACGAUAACCUCUAUGGAUGA